AUGCAUGCUACGAUCAACAAGAAACUAUAUAACAAGUUUAAGGAUAAGUUGACUGAAGGUUCUUUGUCUGUUAUCAAGAAUUUCAAAGUUGUUGAAAGUAGUGGUGGAUAUAGGCCAGUUGAAAGUGAUUUUAAAAUUAAUUUCUUACUUAAAACUGCUGUCAAGAGUCUAGAGGAAGAUAUUGUUAGUAUUCCUAUAAAUGGAUUUCAGUUUAUCACACCAGAUAUGAUUGAAUCAAGGGUGAACAAUAACACUGUGCUAUCAGAUGUGGUGGGUUGUUUGUGCGGAGUUGGAGACAUGGAGACUGCUGGCUCGAGGUGGAAAAAAAGGGACAUUUAA
Messenger RNA from Nicotiana tabacum (common tobacco), 339 nucleotides. RefSeq lists its product as uncharacterized. NCBI's taxonomy places the organism in Eukaryota, Viridiplantae, Streptophyta, Magnoliopsida, Solanales, Solanaceae. The record is from RefSeq and is a predicted model, not a curated record.